AUGAUCCCCCAUCGGAGCACGACGCUCUUUGCCAUCAUUGUCUUUGUCGCCUUCCUGCUGUUCAUCUUCUCCUCGUCUCCCGUCAAUAACUCCUCUGAAUCUGUUGUUUACGUUCCUUCGCGGUACGUUCCGCGGCCGAAGCUGCCGUCUUUCGACAACUUCCGUUUCCCGUUCCGCCCAGCUGCCCAUAAACCACCGGAGGAGAAGAACAGUACGAGCGGAGACUCGAAGUGGUACACCGAUUUUAGAUGGCUGAACCCGUUUUCCUCCUCCAUCACGCUCGAUGAGAAUCGAUCUGUGCUGCCGCCGCUGCCGCACCGGACCCCCGUGUAUACCUUCUACGAGCCCAACGAGAAAAACGAUGAUCAAGAGAAGGAGGCCGAUGCCAAGUUGCUCCUGGCCUGGCGGCGAGCGUGGUAUGCUCAGGGCUUCCGGCCCGUCGUCUUGAGCCGGGCAGAAGCCAUGAACAACCAGUACUACGAGGCCGUGCAACGACUCAAGAUGGACCCUGCGCUUGAGACGGAUUUUUUUAGGUGGCUGGCCUGGGGGCACAUGGGCACUGGUCUUUUGGCGGACUGGCGAUGCUUCCCCAUGGCGCGGUACGACGAUGAUCUGCUGACGUAUCUGAGGCGGGGUGCCGUUCCCACCCAUAUCACCCGGUUCGAGAAGCUCGGCGGGGGCCUCUUUGCGGGCGAAAAGUCGCGGAUCAAUGAUGCCAUCAACGAGGCUAUCAAAGCCUUCAAUGAUCACGCCAAGUCCAUGAUCGAACUCAUUCCGGCAGACUUCUUCAAGGUCGAGCAACCCAGUGCGCUGGCCUUCUACAAUUCGAACACCAUCACGACGCACUAUCCCGCUCUUGCCGAAAAACACGUCUCCUCCACGGCCUCAGGUCGUCUGGCGCUGACCGAACUGAUCAAUGCGCACCUCCACAACACUUUCCUCAACAGCUUCUCGUCCGGUAUUGCGGUGCUGAAACCGCUGCCAGAGCACACCACCGCGUUGGUAGAACCUGCUUUGCGCCUUGCCAAAGCACUCAUCCAGUGUCCGUCGUCUGUGCUGCCCACUUCCUGUCCUCCGAACCGUCCGACGUGCCAGCCGUGUAGCUCCUCUUCCAAACCGAUCUCCAUCACCCAGCCGCCGGCGUUUAAAAACACGACGAGUCUGUUCACGAUUGGUACAGUGCCUCAUCCGUACACACUGAUCAGCCUGCAGCAUGGCUCCGACGACGUGACCACAAGAUAUAUCCGUCGGGAGACUCCGCGUGACCCUUGGUUGAUGGAGGUGACGAAAGAUCUGUUGGGACCCGAGCGUGGCGGACCAUCUCGGGUGGUGGUGUUCAAGGAGCUGGUUGCUGGCGAAGCAGCUAUUGCACGAUCGUUUUGGAUGACCGUGGAAAACCUUCGGGCCCAACCGGGCGAGGAUAUCCCGGCGGAGAUCCUGGAUGAAAUGGAGUGGCAGUUUGGAUUUGCCAUCCCCCGGGAUGUGUCCAAGAAGGACAAAGCCGCCGAGGAUAAGGAUAAGAAGCCGGAUGAGAACAAACCAGAAGAAGCCAAGCCGAACGACGGAGCACAGGCGCGUGGUGAGGCGCUGCAGAAGGAGUACAACCUCAUCGAGAAGGCUCGAGAGGUCCUGAGGAGCAAGGAAUCCAACCGAAUUGGCAUCCGCGACGUGGCUGAAGCAUGGAACCUUGCCGACUCGGAAGUGUGGCGGUUCGUUCGGGCGUACCGAGCGCGAAGUGUCGUGGAACGAAAGAAGUGGGAGGAAGAGGAGAAGAAUUUCGUUGGCGCCAGGCUUGAUUAA
Molecule: messenger RNA, 1800 nt
Organism: Rasamsonia emersonii CBS 393.64
Lineage: Eukaryota; Fungi; Ascomycota; Eurotiomycetes; Eurotiales; Trichocomaceae
Exons: 2
Coding region: 1-1800 (599 amino acids)
Source: RefSeq, a predicted model, not a curated record